AGCGCUGGGGCUCCGGCGGCUCGGCUUCCCCCGCCCCGUCCCCGCUUGCUCAACUCCCCUCUUGGCAAGCCAGCCCGCUUAGAAAGUUGCGCUCGGGCCAGGCAGGCAGAGACGCCCGGCCACGGGCAGCGUCGCCAGAGGCUGUGAUCCACAGCGCCUCGCCUUCCGGAGGGACCCCGGAGCAGUCUUCGGCCUCUGACGGUCCUGUGCCACCCACAGCAAGAUGGCCUCAUCCGGUGCCCCAGGAACCCGCAUGACCUCUACUGUCAGCAUCAACAUCUCCACUCCCAGUUUCUACAGCCCCCAGAAAAAAUUUGCGCCCGUUGUUGCUCCCAAGCCCAAAGUGAAUCCUUUCAAGGCUGCUGGACUGACUCCAGAAAAUGGUUCUGAGCAGAGGCUGCCUCCUGCUGCUGGAGCAUGUGCCCAGAUAGGGAAAGUGGGGGAGAUACCCAUAGCUGUGGCUCUUCCCCCAGCUGAAGAACUUCCUUUGCCACCACCACCGCCUCCAGGAGAAGAGAUAGUGGUGGUCUCAAACAGUGCAUUCCCUCCCCCACCUCCUCCAUUUGAGGAACCAUUUCCCCCUGCUCCGGAAGAGGUCUUUCCUUCCCCUCCUCCUCCUAUGCUGGAGGAAGAACCUGGGUUUAUGAAUGCCCUGCCUGUUUCCCAGGAGAAGGCCCGUGGAAAGGUGAGCAGCAUUGAUUUGGAGAUUGAUUCUUUGUCCUCAAUGCUGGAUGACAUGGAGAAGAAUGACCCUUUCAAAACCCGGCUCUCUUCGGGGCCCGUAGCUCCAGCAAAUGUAGGUCCUGCUUCUAGAAGUUCUCUAGAAACUGUAGCUCCAGCUAAAGAUGCUCCAGCUGCUACUCCCCAGGCUUCCAGUCCCAGUGAAAACUACGUGGCCAGACAGCCAGAGGAGACGGCUCCCGUUCCUGCACCAUGGGUAGCCUUGAAGCAGCGUAAAGACCCGCCCUCGGUGCAGCUUUCCGUAUCGCCGCCUGCUCCUCCUCCAGCUCCACCAGCCCCUAAGUUCACUGCAUCUCUUCCUGCCACGGGUCCCAGAUUUGUACCUAAACCAGCUCCUGGGGCUCCGCCAGCUUUGCCCAAACAGGCUGCCUCAUGUCCUGCACAGUCCCAUUUCCCAGCCCCGUUGGGCCCAGGCUCAGCUCCGAAAACUCAGCCGCCCAACUUCUCUUACGCGCAGCAGCGAGAAAAACCGCAGGUCCAGGAGAAGCCAUAUCCUGCCGGACAGCCCUCUGCCCCACGAGAAACGCGCAACCCCAUAUCGCUUCCAAACACUGGAUCAGAUCCACCCAGGAACAACUCUGCUCUGACCAUGAAGGAGGUAGAGGAGCUAGAGAUGUUAACCCAGAAGCUCAUGAAGGAGAUGGAACAUCCGCCCCAUGCUGAAGCCUCCACUUCUGAACUGUGUGGUCUGUGCAGUAAGGCCCUGUCGCGGACCCAGCCUGCAGUCCGUGCCUUGGACAAGCUCUUCCACGUUGAAUGUUUCACCUGUUUCAAAUGUGAGAGGCAGUUGCAGGGGCAGCAGUUUUACAAUGUGGAUGAAAAGCCUUUCUGUGAAGAAUGCUAUGCGGGCACCCUAGAAAAAUGCUGUGUGUGCAAGCAAACAAUCACAGACAGGAUGUUGCGGGCCACUGGCAAUUCCUACCAUCCUCAAUGUUUUACAUGUGUGGUGUGCCACAAACCCCUGGAGGGGGCGUCCUUCAUUGUGGAUAAAGCCAACCAGCCACAUUGUGUUGAUGACUAUCACAGAAAAUACGCCCCUCGCUGUUCAGUAUGUGCUGAUCCCAUCAUGCCAGAGCCUGGGAAGGAUGAGACUGUUCGUGUGGUGGCCCUGGAGAAGAAUUUCCACAUGAAAUGUUACAAGUGUGAGGAUUGUGGGAAGCCCCUGUCCAUUGAAGCAGAUGACAAUGGUUGCUUCCCCCUGGAUGGCCACGUGCUGUGUAGGAAAUGUCACACCACACGUGUCAAAGCUGCGGUCUGAGAAUCUUGAAUCAGGAGACGCCCUCAGUAUACUCCCCCGGUCCAAAGCAGCAGACCUGAUCUUCUCUAUGCUUUUUCUUAUGACUCUCCUUCUUAAGAUCAUGAGUGCAUUUUGCCUAGAAAAUGCCUGUCUGGCAAUAUCCCUCCCUUUUCACUAAGGGCUCCUCCACUUUUUUUUUAAAAUAUGUAUCCCUUACAAUACAAGGUGUUAACUCCUCACUUUGGCUUGGAAUCUUACCUUGCUAUAAACCUUGCAGUCUUACCGAGUAAUAAAGUAGUCCUGGAACAAAAGGCUGGGUUCUUCCAACCUGCUAUUUCUCUGUGGAACUUUGCCCUGUCCUCUGUUCAAAUGUGGAAUGUAAAUUACUAUUUUAUACCUUAUUUUAGAGACAGAAUAUACAUUUCACAGCUGGCUUGUUUUCUGUAUUGGACUCACUUGCCAGGAUGCUUCUCUGUGUCAGCAAGAGAGUUUUUUGCUCCUGAGUUAUGGACCAGUUUUCUCCAUGUGUCCCCCAAUCAAGGUGGUUCUUUGUGUGUGUGUGUGAAUGUGUGAUUCUUUGGCCUAGUCACUUCUGCACUGCACACUAUUCAAAGGGCUACUUAUUUGUUUACAGCGGACUUUUAGGAGUUUAUUGUGAAGCUGGCAUAGUGGUGUGAUCAGGAGUUGUCCUUCCUCAACCAUUGUUUUGCAUCAAUAAAGUUGUGCAGUUUUU
Candoia aspera is the source of this 2711-nucleotide messenger RNA. It is a transcript of the gene ZYX, whose product is annotated as zyxin. Gene Ontology annotation, biological process: integrin-mediated signaling pathway; transforming growth factor beta receptor signaling pathway. The transcript has 10 exons. Lineage: Eukaryota; Metazoa; Chordata; Lepidosauria; Squamata; Candoiidae. The record is from RefSeq and is a predicted model, not a curated record. The coding region runs from base 224 to 1999 and encodes 591 amino acids. Gene Ontology annotation, cellular component: cytoplasm; focal adhesion; stress fiber.